AUGCAGGAAGGCAGGACCGUGUCGCCUCUAGGACCGGUCGUCCUACCGCGGGAGGAAGCGGAUAUGCGUGCCGGGCUCUCGCUGCCACCUCAAGAAAGGAGGCACGUGUUGCUCCACGUACGCACCAGCGAGCCUUUCGUCCGCUACGACAACGUGCGUCAGCAACACUCGCCGUCGACCUCGCCGAUCCUGCGGUCCGUCGACAAGGACCAGUUCCACGAGAUGGACGCGUCGUCGGCCAGGGAGAAGAGGAUGGACACCGAGGUCGAGGAGGAGGAGGAACAGGACGAGGAGGAAGAGGAAGACGGGGAGCACGAGAGGAACGUAUCAUCAGCCAGGAAGAACAUCGCCGAGGACGAAGAGGACGACGAGGAGCAGGAAGAAGAGGAGGAGGAAAUGCAUCCUGGCGAUAGAAACGGAAGCUACCAGGAGGACGAGGAGGUCGAGGUAGACGUUUGUCGAGACGAAGUGGACGAGAGCAAUCCCAGUAGUCCCGUGGACUUGACAGCCCCUUCGUCCAGGGGCGGUGGAUCCGAUCAGUUCCUCAACCCGUUUGCGAACCGCGGCGUGCAUCCUUUCUCGUGCGUGCAAAGUGGACAAACUGCUGGCCACGGGACUCCUGUGUACAUAUCCGCGCACGCCGCCGCUGCGUCCACCGUGUGUACUUCCGGGAACGCAGCUCGAACAACCGGCACGUCGACCGGCAGCAUCACCACCACCGCCAGCACCGUCCAGGCGAACAAACGAUGCCUGGCGUUCUCCGUGGAGAACAUCCUCGACCCGAACAAGUUCACCGGCGGCCGCGUUGUUCACAAUCGCGUUCAGCACCGACGACAUCGGCGGGCCGACAGCGUGCACGAAGGUGAUUAACCCUGGUUUCUCCUCCAGGCCAGACGAUCCAGUCCGCGGAUACAAAGCGUUCACAACGCUUUUCGUUCAUUUUCAUUCAAGUCGAAGAAAAUCUGUCGCGCGACGGAAUUCCAUCCUAUCCGUAGAUAUUUUCAAAGUCAUAUUGUCAGUAGUACGAAAGAUUGAGAAGAUUCAGUUCGAUGAUUUAAGUUUAACUGAGAAGCGACGGUUUAAACAACUGGCAUAG
Molecule: messenger RNA, 1096 nt
Organism: Heterotrigona itama
Lineage: Eukaryota; Metazoa; Arthropoda; Insecta; Hymenoptera; Apidae
Source: the annotation of a GenBank genome assembly